AUGGAUGAUAAGAAGUCAAAUGAAGACCUUUUAGGAGAACACAACUCUACAUCAAUUAUAGAGUGUGCAGCGCGUUGUCAAAAAGAGUGUAGUUUCUAUGGGUUUAAUCCCAAUAUGAAGAAAUGUCGUACCCACAAGAAGAUUUUUACGUCGGGGAAGUCUAAUGAGAGUGGAUGGAGAUACUACUUAAAUAACGUUAUUAUCAUAGACUGUAAGGAUCUUCAAGCAGAUGGAUACUUUAAUUCAGGGGUGUAUGAAAUCUACCCCUCUGGGACCAUUACAAGUCCUGUCCAGGCGUACUGCGAUAUGACCAAAAUGGGUGGGGGAUGGACGGCAAUUCAAAAGAGAAUUACUGGAUCCCUGAGCUUUGACAGGACCUGGACAGAAUAUAAAAACGGAUUUGGUUCACCAGAACAGGAUGUCUGGAUUGGAAAUGACGUAAUUCAUCAAUUAACAAAAGAAAACCCAUCAUCUCUGUAUGUGUCCAUCUCUCUACAGAAUGGUACAACUCUGUAUGAAAUGUAUGACGGAUUCUCUGUCUCCGAUGAAGCUGGAAAAUAUCAACUCUUUCUCGCAGGACCUGCCACAAGAACCUUGGGUGACAGUAUGUUAGACACCGGUGAUUCUAACAGAGAUCUGUCUGGGAUGUAUUUUUCCACCCCAGACAGAGACAAUGACAGGUAUAGUGCUAACUGUGCUGAUCUCAGUUACAUUAGAGGAGGCUGGUGGUUUAACUACUGUGGCUUCGCUCACCUUAACGGUCUCUGGUCCUCAGAGUCCUGGCGCUGGCCAUGGUAUCGUACAGUAAUGGUGGGGAUAUCAGUGAAUGGGACUACCAUGAUGAUCAGACGUCACUAG
This is a messenger RNA of Saccostrea cuccullata (small rock oyster), 858 nucleotides long. Its product is annotated as microfibril-associated glycoprotein 4-like. Bases 1 to 858 code for a protein of 285 amino acids. The record is from RefSeq and is a predicted model, not a curated record. NCBI's taxonomy places the organism in Eukaryota, Metazoa, Mollusca, Bivalvia, Ostreida, Ostreidae. The transcript has 5 exons.